Trichoderma asperellum CBS 433.97 is the source of this 963-nucleotide messenger RNA. RefSeq lists its product as uncharacterized. The record is from RefSeq and is a predicted model, not a curated record. Lineage: Eukaryota; Fungi; Ascomycota; Sordariomycetes; Hypocreales; Hypocreaceae.
GCCGUGCUGUCCCAGAGUCCCAUUCAUAAUUCGCCGUGAUACGCCCCGUGAUUCCAUGUUUCAGCUGGUAGCGCCCGCCCAGGCCUCACACCUGGUUUGUUCCAGAGCAGGGAAAUUAAUUGCGCUGCCGUCUUUCUACAAGCACAUAUCACUGCGCCUCGCUACUCAACUUGACAACGGCGCCAGCGAAUCGUUCUGCUGUUUUUGUCGGCAUUGUUUGUGAAGCCAUUCAUUACAAUCGACUCUUUAUUGCCCAAGACAUCUCAUUGUCUUGUAUCCAUCAUGUCUUCGUGGCUCAAUACCACCGCGACAUUACAAAAUGUAACAACUCUGCCUCCAGAGGUUUCACCUGCCAGAGCCCUGGAAAUCAUACAGAAUCACAAAAUUCACAUGCAAUGCGACCCUCACAUGGUCAAGUUCGAGUCCAUCCCUCAGCCAUCAAAGGUUGUGACUCCCGCUGUUCCAACGGACCGAGGAAUUGUCGCUGUAGCGGAGCCUGCGUAUUACUCGGUGACAGACAAGGUGCACACGCUGCCUGCGGGCCUUUGGGAUUCCAAUGUUGAGAGUAUAAAUGAAUUUGUGACCCUGGAAAAGGGUGUUUUUGUGAGGCUCUACAGCCCACUCAACGUGGUGAUGGAGACGGUCUGGACUGUGAAAGAAAACGGUAAUGGCGGGGUAGAUCUGAUCGAGGACGUGCUGAUAAAAGCGUCCCGACUGCUGGUUGGCACGAUAAAGAAUAUGUGCAAUACUAACUGGAGAACCUUUCAUGGCAAGAUAGUGGAUAUGAUGAAGGAGACGGCGUCAUAAUCCGGGGAUAGACAAGGGGGUAUAUCACUUAGAAGAAUAGAUAUUUGGCAUCGACUGAGAGUAGCGGUAGAACUAGGUGAUAUGACUGUCUUUUCCCGCUUACUUACUUGGAGAUGGAUAUACGUGGCAGUGAAGGCCAUGAUGCUGAUAGUCGAG